This is a messenger RNA of Vicia villosa (hairy vetch), 991 nucleotides long. RefSeq lists its product as uncharacterized. The record is from RefSeq and is a predicted model, not a curated record. Lineage: Eukaryota; Viridiplantae; Streptophyta; Magnoliopsida; Fabales; Fabaceae. The transcript has a single exon. Bases 220 to 912 code for a protein of 230 amino acids.
UAGAAGGGAGUAGGAAUGGAAAUAUUAGACUUGAACAUGGCGAAGUCGCGGUGUCAAUAAAUUGAAACGUGGUAUGGAAUAAAUUCGACAGGUGCUACUGAAAACUACGAACAAGACAAAUGUCAAAUGAAACUGCACACAACUUUUCUCCAUAACAAGAUUUAAUCUCUCCGUGAAUCCUCCAACAAACAAACCACAGAAGCUUCUUACAGAGAAAAGAUGAACACAAGAGGCAAUGCUGAAGCAGAACAGUUACUGGAAAUCGGAGAAGAGCUCUUACAGAAACGAGAUCUAAAAGGUUCAAGAGAAAUAGCGGUUCUAGCUCAAGAAGCCGACCCUCUUCUAGAAGGUUCCGACCAGAUAAUAGCAAUAGUUGAUGUUCUCGAAGCAGCUGAGAAGCCUCUAAAUCUCAACAACAACAACAACCUCGAUUGGUACGCUAUUCUUCAAAUCGAUCGAAAUUCGUUGCCAGAUCUGAAUCUCAUAAGGAAACAGUUUCGCACUCUUGCUCUUCUUCUUCAUCCUGAUAAGAACCGUUUCUCAUUUGCAGAACUAGCAUUCAAGCUCGUUUCUGAUGCUUGGGCCGUUUUGUCUGAUCCUGCUCAAAAGGCUCGGUAUGAUAAGGGUUUUGAACUUGGGGUUAAGGGUUUGGAAAAUGGAACGGUUAGUUUUUGGACUGUUUGUCCUUAUUGUUACCGUUUGUAUGAGUAUUCUAGGGUUUAUGAGGGUUGUUGUUUGAUGUGUCAGAAUUGUAACAAAUCUUUUCACGGUGUUUCGGUUCAGGCCCUUCCGCCAAUUGUUCCCGGCGAAGAAGCUUACUAUGUUUCUUGGGGAAUGUUUCCUAUGGGUUUUGUUUUCGAGAGUCUAGAAAAUGGCGGGGGUGAUGAUGAUUCUGCUACGCCAAAGCCAUAGGUGGUUCUUUUUCUUUCUGAAAAAUCUUUUGUUUUUGUAAAUGUAAAUUAUUUUAUUAUAUUAUUCUACUGGCUUCUAA